Molecule: messenger RNA, 1260 nt
Organism: Sclerotinia sclerotiorum 1980 UF-70
Lineage: Eukaryota; Fungi; Ascomycota; Leotiomycetes; Helotiales; Sclerotiniaceae
Exons: 3
Coding region: 1-1260 (419 amino acids)
Molecular function (GO): nucleosome binding; histone binding
Source: RefSeq, a predicted model, not a curated record
AUGGAUAUUGAAUUGGAUCAAGCUAGUCUACAGAAGGCUUUUCAAGCUCGUCCAGAUAUACAGAAUGCCAUAGCAGCAGCAUCGCAGGCUGGCCCAGAAUACAUCGAGCUCUUUAAUCAGAUUUCAUUACACGUCUGCGAGACGAUAUCCCAGCAAAUCUCAGAACCAGCUUCAAAGAAGCGCCGCAUAGAUGAGAGCCUCGCAAGUCGAAGUAUCCCGAAUGGCAGAAAUAGCGCAAACACCGCCGGAAGUGCACCUGCCACUGGAGAAGAUCCAAUUUUGCUUGAGAUCAAAGAGAUUUCUGUGGUGAUACCACAGCGCAAGAAAUAUAACCUUUGCUUCACAUCGACACAUCUCUACGCACGAUUACCGACCUCUGAGGAGCCAGCAUCUGGCAUGAGCUAUGCCUGGAAGGACAUUGCCUCUGCAUCACCCAUACCUGAACCUUUAGUCUUUACGAUUACAGACGGCGCCGCAAAACCGGGGAUUAUUGGUGGAACGGAUAGUUCAGCAGCUUCAGCGGUCUCUGAUGACUACAAAACUCUUCUCACCUGGGCUCUUUCCUCCUUCUUAAAGGCUGCUGGUAAUACCCUCAAGAUCACAGAGUCUGACCCUAAGAUAUUUGCCAGCGCAGUCAAGCAAAGCCACCGACCAAACGAGAAAGCGGUGCACGUCAGAGCAUUCAGAGGAUCCAAAGAUGGAUAUCUGUUUUUCCUGCCUACUGGAAUUCUGUGGGGAUUCAAAAAACCAUUAUUGUUUUUACCACACAAUCGCAUCACUGGGCUAUCUUUCACAAGCGUCUUACAACGUACUUUCAAUCUUUCACUCGAGAUUGACAUGUCAGUCCCAGGCGGCGGAAACACCACCGAGGAAAUGGAAUUUCAGAUGAUAGACCAAGAAGAUUUUGCCGGCAUAAAUGAAUUUGUACAAAGACAUGGAUUGCAAGAUAAGAGUAUGGCCGAACAGCGUAAGGCCAAGCGAUUGAAUGUGAACGUGGUGAAGGAUGAAGAUGGGAACGUAGUCGGGAACGCGGAAGCGGGAGAGUUGGAAAGGGCGGCGCAGGAAGCUGAACAAGCAGCAAUGGAUGAAGAAGACGAAGACGAAGAGGACUAUGAUCCGGGAAGUGAGGGCGAGAGUGAAGGGAGUGGCACGAGUGAUAGUGAGGAGGAUGAUGACGAGAAUGGAGAGAGUAGCGGUGCCGAGGAGGAUGGUGAAGAUGAUGAGGAUGUGAAUGAAAAGAAUGGGGAGGAAGAAUUGUAG